Molecule: messenger RNA, 1271 nt
Organism: Ictidomys tridecemlineatus (thirteen-lined ground squirrel)
Lineage: Eukaryota; Metazoa; Chordata; Mammalia; Rodentia; Sciuridae
Source: RefSeq, a predicted model, not a curated record
UGGCCUGGCCUGAAGCAGCAUUUGUUUUAAAUGAACUAAGUUUAUUUUUGUAAGGUCUUGACCAUCAUUUUUAUUUUGACAGCAAUUGCCUGUUCAGAGCCCUUGGUGAUCAGUUGGAGGGACACUCACGAAAUCAUCUCAAGCACCGACAGGAAACUGUGGACUAUAUGAUAAAGCAGCGGGAAGAUUUUGAACCCUUUGUGGAAGAUGACAUUCCUUUCGAGAAGCAUGUGGCCAGUUUGGCAAAGCCUGGUACUUUUGCUGGCAAUGAUGCAAUUGUAGCCUUUGCAAGAAAUCAUCAGUUGAAUGUGGUGAUUCAUCAACUAAAUGCCCCCCUGUGGCAGAUUCGGGGUACAGACAAAAGCAGUGUGCGGGAGUUGCACAUUGCCUAUCGGUAUGGAGAACACUAUGACAGCGUUCGGAGGAUCAAUGACAACUCGGAGGCACCAGCACAUCUCCAGACUGAUUUUCAGAUGCUUCAUGAAGAUGAGCCGAAUAAAAGAGAAAAGACCAAGACAAAGGGAGUUGACUUUGAGGACGACCUGAGAGAUGAAGUAGAAGAUGCCGUCCAGAAAGUUUGCAAUGCAACUGGAUGUUCAGAUUUUGACUUAAUAGUCCAGAACCUGGAAGCUGAAAAUUAUAAUAUUGAAUCUGCAAUAAUUGCCAUGCUUCAGAUGAACCAGGGAAAAAGAAACAAUGCAGAGGAGAGCCUUGAGCCUGGUGACCAAGCGCCGAAGCAGUGUGGCCCUUUAUGGGAGGAGGGUGGCAGUGGUGCCAGAAUCUUUGGAAAUCAGGGUUUAAAUGAAGAUAGGACUGAAAACAACAAAGCCCGGACCAGCCCUAGUGAAGAAAACAAAGCAAACAAGAACCAGCUCCCAAAGGUCACAAACAAACAACGCAGGGAACAGCAACGGCUGGAGAAGAAGAAGCGACAGGAGGAGAGGCAUCGUCACAAAGCCCUGCAGAACAGGAGUGGCCACAGGGACAACAACAGGAGUGAAGCAGAUGUGAACACACAGGUCACUUUGGUGAAGACCUUCGCUGCUCUGAACAUCUGACUCUGCCUCCUGGGAGCUGUAGGAAGCAGAAGGACCAUGGAGCGCCGCACACAGGCCUUCCAGGGAGGCAACCAACAAAGCCUGUUUGGUCACACGCUGAAUUAGUUUCCUUCAAGCUGCCUCUUUUGUUCAAAGUUCUGUCAGUGCUGUGUUUUGUUUUAUAAAGGUGCAGUGAAGCCAUUCAUAUUCUGUAAUACACACUUAAAAUACUGA